This is a messenger RNA of Thunnus maccoyii (southern bluefin tuna), 6935 nucleotides long. Its product is annotated as trafficking kinesin-binding protein 1-like. Gene Ontology annotation, molecular function: GABA receptor binding. Gene Ontology annotation, biological process: anterograde axonal transport of mitochondrion; neurogenesis; endosome to lysosome transport. NCBI's taxonomy places the organism in Eukaryota, Metazoa, Chordata, Actinopteri, Scombriformes, Scombridae. The transcript has 15 exons. The coding region runs from base 368 to 3691 and encodes 1107 amino acids. The record is from RefSeq and is a predicted model, not a curated record. Gene Ontology annotation, cellular component: dendrite.
GGAGAAGGGGAGGAGUUGGGUUAUCUGGGCGUCUCAUGGAGUUGCCACAGGACAAAUGAUACACACACUUUAACAGACUCACACAGCAGACAUUAUUUUGUACUUGACAGAUUUACACACACAGACUUUGCCUGUCGUACACAAUGGAGUGUUUAGAGAGACCUACUCUAUACACUUCCUCUCUUCUUUGGAACAAACACUUUGUCCGAUGUGUACUUUCACAUCCAGGCACAGACAGAUUAGGUAUUGAUUCAUAGAUUAAAAUUCACACACCCACAAGUGCACACAGCGCAGGUACAGUAGGAGUCAUGGCGUUGCACUUGCAGGUUUUGAAUUUUAGUAGUUAGCUGUAGUGCCGGAGUGGAGGAUGGCGCUGCUCACAUCUGCUGGUUCUGAGGAUGAACUGGAGUACUCCAACCAGCCGGAGGAAGACGAGGAAUAUGUUUGUCUGCCAAGUCAAGGAAGCACAGAGCAGGAGGAGGAAGAAGAAGAGGAAUAUGUAUGUCUUGCCAGUCAUGGAAGUACAGAGCAGCAGGAGGAAGAGGAGAUGGAUGAAGAGCAACAAGUUCUGUGUGAAGUGCUGUGUGCAGACAGAGUGGGCCAGAUGACAAAGACCUACAGCGACAUUGACGCUGUCACUCGACUGUUGGAAGAGAAAGAGCGUGACUUGGAGUUAGCAGCCCGCAUCGGACAGUCGCUGCUGAAGAAAAACAAAGCACUGAGCGAGAGGAAUGAACUGCUGGAGGAGCAAGUAGAGCACAUACGAGAGGAGGUAUCUCAGCUGCGUCAUGACCUGUCCAUGAAAGAUGAGCUGUUACAGUUCUAUACCAGUGCUGCCGAGGAGAGUGAGGGGGAGUCUACCACCUCCACACCUGUGCGUCCCAGUGAAACCAAUGCAUCAACUCCAACAUUUUUCCCCCUGGACUCCUUGCAGAAGAAACUCAAAGAUCUUGAGGAAGAAAACAAAUCGCUGCGAUCUGAGGCCAGUCAUUUGGAGACAGAAACUAUCUCUUAUGAGGAGAAAGAGCAGCAGUUGGUCAAUGACUGUGUCAAAGAACUACGUGAUGCCAACAUACAGAUGUCCUCUCUGGCUGAAGAGCUGGCGAGGAAGACUGAAGACGCCUCCAGACAGCAGGAGGAGAUCACGCACCUCCUCUCCCAGAUAGUAGACCUUCAGAAAAAGGCCAAGCUGUAUGCUGUGGAGAAUGAGGAGCUGACUCAGCACUUAGGAGCAGCCAAAGACGCUCAGCGACAACUCACCGCUGAGUUGCGGGAGCUGCAAGAUAAAUAUGCAGAGUGCAUGGAGAUGCUCCAUGAGGCUCAAGAGGAACUGAAGAACCUGAGAAAUAAAACUCCGCUUAACACACAGAGGCGUUUCCAUUCCCUGGGAUUGUUCCCAAUGGACUCUCUAGCAGCGGAAAUAGAGGGCACCAUGAGGAAGGAACUUCAGAUGGAUGAUCCAGAUGUAGAGGAGCAAAGACUGCAACCAAAGCGAGUGUUCCAGACAGUGAAAAACCUAAACCUGAUGCGUCAGCAGCGUUCAUCGCUGGCCCCCUCCCCUCUCAACAUCCCAGGCUCCAAUCAGACAUCAUGCUUCACCUCGGGGCGCUCCAGCAGGGUGGGCACGCCGCGCUCCAACUCCAUAUAUGGCAGCGAGACAGGAAGUGGGAUUUUCCUGGACAACAGGACUAGCAGUAUCCUGGAGACUCCAGAUGAUGGGUCUGAGGACUCUAACAAGCGUCCCCCUGGCACCCCAGGGACCCCAGGCAGCAGGGACCUGGAGGCAGCCCUGCGGCGCCUGUCUCUCCGCCGCGACAACUACCUCUCAGAAAAACGCUUCUUUGAGGCGGAGAGGGAGAGAAAGCUGGCUUACCUGGCCAAGGAGGAGGAAAAAGGAGGCGAGGAGGGUAGUGGAGACCCAGGGACGCCAACGGAGAGCCUGCUGUCGAUGUGCUCGCAUCCCUCCUUUGGAAGUGUCUGGUCAGGAUACUCGUACACAGCGAGAUCCUACCUGCCGGAGAAGCUGCAGAUUGUAAAGCCGCUAGAAGGCUCUGCUACGCUCCAUGCAUGGCAGCAGUUGGCUCAGCCCCAUAUGGGCGCUCUGCUGGAUCAUCGGCCUGGUGUGGUCACGAAGGGCUUCCGCACUUUAGCACACGAGCACGAACAGGACGACAGCUGGCAACUGGACCAACCAGAGGAGGACGAAGUCUCAUGUGACUCAUUUGCCUGCUUGUCAGGGGAGAGCUUGGCUCCCUUGGAUCCUCCGCGCUCUACCUCUUCUCCCUCUGUCUGCUGCAACAAAAACGGCAUCGCUGACGACAAUAGCCAAUCAGAAACACUGCACGGAGAAACAUACGGGGCUAGAGAGGCAAUUCAAGGAAAAGACGGACAUGUUGCAAACAUGCCCCUUCCCUCCUCAAGCCCAACCCUCUCCUCUUCUGUCCCGUCUUCUUCCGAGAUGAACGGGCACGUGGACCUCAAGGAGCUCCAGGCCUUACAGUCUGGCACACUGGACCGCAUGCCUGUUAAUUUCCCAGGGAAGUGUAUGUCCCAGACUAACUCAACAUACACCUUCACCACCUGCAGGAUUCUCCACCCUUCUGAUCAGCUGACCUCUGUGUCCCCAAGCCCAGCUGUGGCCUCCUGUCAGAGCAGCACUCUCAUCGGCUCUUCUACCCCCACUUCCUCUCCUAUACCCUUCUCUGCCCCACAUACGCCUUCCUACACCCCCUGCUGCACCCCGCGCCGCCUCUCCCUCUCUCUUUCCCUGGCUGAGUCCUCCACCAACCUUAGAGACUCCACCAAGACCACCAGCACCUCUCUAGGCCUCGUGCGCCUCCUGCUGGAGCACGGGAUCUCUGCGUCAGUGUAUGAUCCGCGCAGCUGGGACCGAGGGUUGGACACCAGCGGUGCUUCGACCCCUGUAGCAAGUGCGCAGACACAGAGGUGCACCGACAGACAAGGGGAGACCGAAAACAGACGGUUGAAGAAACGCCCGGACACACUCAUCCUCCAGCCCUCCUCUCUGCCCAACUCCACUCGUUACUGCUCCAAAUCUGCUUCUUUUACCACCUCUGGCCCAGUUUUUCAAUUCAGCCCUUCCAACGACGACCCGCCAUACUACGACACUUUCCUCGCCUCCAAGCCGGCACGUACCAUCCUGAGGGAAGUGCUGGGUGAGGCAGAGAGGGAGCGAGGGGGCCAGACAGAUGACGACAGCCAAACAGAGAUGAUGAACCUGAGACUUGUGGACAAACUGAAACGUUUCCGCACUGUAUCGCCUCAUGCUGCUUCUGUUGCAUCUGGGAGUACUCUAUUAGCCCCCUUCGGCUCCACUGGACUGGGAAACAGUACACUGGGUGGGGGCCUUCCAGGUUUGAACGCAGGACUGAGGAGGAAUCGAAGCUAUCCUGCAAUGGUAGGAGCCAGUAUGGCUAUGAAAGACCCAGGAGGGCCCCCCAGUACAGAGAUACUCAUACCACAUACAAUGCAAGCCCCACACACAGUGCACAUACAGGAAUUAGGAAAAUUUCAAACAACAAACCACACACUAGUCACACAGACCACACAAAUACCACAGACACUACAUGCGCUGGAAACAGUGGCACCACAGACGAUAACACAGAAUCACGUCAAGCCAAACAACGGACUGCAGGAUUCAACAAGCAAUGAUGAUGAGACUGGGACAUAAAUUGGAAAUAUUGACUAUAUUAGACCAUAUUACAACACACAAUCUCACAUCUCAGAGCACCAUACAUGCUGUUAUUACACAUGUACACACACAUACAAAUGUAUUUACAAAGCCAAAUACCCUACAUAACUAUGUAAACAUCCUUCAGUAUGGAGUCUACCCACAGAGUGAACAACUACACCCUCAGACUCUACUUAACUUAACUCUCUUUCCUAACAAUUAUCAGUCUAAUCAAUGUAAACUGAAUGAACCAGUAGUGGCUGACACUGUUACACUGUGUUAUACUCAUAUACUGUCAGAUGAAUGAUGAUGGAGUAUGUUGCCUUCCUCAGUGUCCAUUGUAACUGUAUAUUGUACGUGCAAUAUACUGUGUCAUAUAUAGUAUAAUAUUAAAGGCCCAAUCUGGUGAAAGUACUGCAGUUUACUCUCCUUUUCCUUCUCAACCUGAAUGAGUGCGCUAUUGAAAAAGGCAACACACACAUUUUUGAUGUACUGUACUGGCCCGAAUAUAAGAUGUUUUUAUGAAGAAAUGGGGAUCAUAUCUUCCAGGACUAAACAAGAUGUAAUCUGAUGUUACAGUUACUCUAAGAAAGUGCUGUAUCAUGGGUCGUUUGUAGCCGUGAUGUUGCUAGGCUAGCACUUUUCUCUCAUAGCAAAAAUGAAGCCUCGGUAAAGAUGGCUGCUAGUCCUUAGCUAGCUGGACUAGCCUGUUACCAGAGCCUUUAUUCAGCUAAAAGAUUUGUAAAUCAUCAAAGAGCAGGUUAAUGCUGAUCCUCUUUUUAGAUUGUAAAAUAGAAUAAAUGAAAAAGUAUGAUUAAAUUUUGGGAUUUUUAUUUUCUUACUCUAUUGUAGAUGUGACAAUACAUCUAAAUAUGGUUAAUUUGACAAUCCUGUAUCAUUAAAAAUGUCUAAAACCUUUUAUAUUCAGGCCACUAUGGUAUUUUUAGGCCUUUUCAUGAUUUCUGUCCGCACUGUAUUGCACUGAAGUUGAACGGAAGUCAUAACAUACAGUACAGUGGCAUUAGAGAUUAUUUUCCACCAGCAAAUCUUUUUUCUCUCUGUAUGUAUGUAAUCAGCAUUUAAAAAAAAAAAAAAGUGAGAGAAUCCAGAUUGGGUCUUUAAUGUGUGCCCUUGCUCUGACUGAAUGUUCUUCUGUGCCUAAAAACAGCUAACAUACUGUACCGUAUCUCAUUGGAGUAUGGGUUUGCAAUUGUUUUGUUUCUUGUUACUUUAAUAUUUUAAUUUGCCUCUUGUUAAAUGUUAUGCAGUAGAGAAAGAAAAUGAGAAUAAUCUUGCAAACACAAUUUAUUUGCAUCUGAAACAUGCUCAUUUCUGUCUGUUUUUGUCUCCCAAUAAGUUUGUGUGAAGCACCUCCUUCUUUUAGACUCCACAGGGAACAUGUAGCACAUAAACAGUUCCACAGACCAGGUCCAGCUAUACAGACACCUGGUAAAACACUGUGACAACACAGACCUGCAGAGAACAGAAGACCUUCUUUUCCCACUCUUCUUCUGCAAUAUAUCUCUGCAACACUGUCUUUUCAGUACUCGUCAGUAUAGAACAAGUUUGAGGAAGAGGACACUUGUAGCGAUUUGAGUCUAUCGUGACUGAGGCAUGACAGACAUGACAGACAUCCUAAUCCAAAAAAAUACAAAUGGGAGCAGCAAGAUCAGAAGGUAAAGUUUACCAUCAUAGUUAUACCCUGAGCUGUCACUCAAAACCAAAGUUACACCCAAAUAAAGAGUGGGUGGGACCACAAAGACACAGAAUUGAAGCAUGUCACAGGUCACAGAGUCAUUUUUUUCCCCAUCAUAUGCAUUCAUACUGUCUCCAUAGAAUUUGUUUUGUCAAAAUCAAACAAGCUGUGGGUGGAAACUGUAAAGCAAUAUUAGGCAGUAUGAGACUUGUAUGUUUCUGAAUGUAAAUGUAAAAAAAAAAGAAGUGACUUGAAAUAUCCAAAUGUUGCUUUGAAGAGCUUUGAAGAGCAAGAGACUGAGCUUUUUUAUCUCUAACACAGUUUGUUGCUGAAGGGAAGUUUUGAGUAUCACUGACCUAGUUGCAGCGUCCAACCUCAGGAACACCCAUCAGACCUUGAUGAAGUCUCACGGUUGUCCCACUUUGACAACAACAAGUGGUUGAAGACUCUUGUGCUGACUUUUUUUUUUUUUAGCACUUUCAGCAAAUCUUUCUGUAAAUCUUAAAAGGUUAUAUUUGGAAAGAGAGCUACAAUCACUAAAUUCAAUACAAACAGAAUAGGAAACACCUCCGCCCAGACAAAGUGAUUUCCUUUAUUAUACACCAUUUUGAUCCCUUCCAUCCAUCUGUAAUUGGGUGCUUGUGAUCAUGCAGGUGACAUCAAUUAACGUUUCGGGGCUCUUAGGUUGGACAUGAGAACUGAACCAGUGUCUGUUUUCUGACUGACUGGCAGUGAAUGAGUGGUUGGAAUGGCUGGCUCUGAAGCUGGCAGUGAUCUGUUGAAAUCCUUAAUGAUUAAGGGGUUAAACUAGCAAUGCUGUUAUUGGGAGAUUAAUGAUUAUUAAAUAUAUUUAUUAAAAUACUUAUUAGCAGCACACUUAUAAUGGAGUAUCUAUUGUUUGUGUUUAAGUGAAGGACUUUUGCUGAUUUUAUGUAUAUUUUGAAAGGCCACAUUGAGAGUUUGAAUCAUUUUUUAUUGAACAGUUAUUAUAGUUACAUGAUAAACAUUUCUGUGGCACUUAGUAGAAGCAUUUCCGUUUAAAACAAUGGUACUGUUAGCUGUCCACAAGCUUACAUUGAUGAUGCCAUUACUUCAUGACAGUUGCACAUUUUGGAGAGAGAAAAAAAAAAUCAAACAAUUCACAGUAUUUAAUAAUGAUACCAAGUGCUAAGACUGAAGUGAUAAGGAGCUGAUGUGAGCGUGUGUGUGUGUGUGUGCUUGUUUUUCUGUGUGUCACUUGAAUCAUCUGAAUGUAAGUUAUUUCAAACAGUAAUCCUGCUGUAGGGCCAUAUAUUUGUGUACAGUAUGUUGAUUUAACGUUUAUCAGUUUGUGUUAAUCUCAGAAUGGGAAUUAUUACAUUGUAAAUGUAUGAAACACAUAUUCAUGCUAACUUCUUUUUUUUUAAUAAACUGUAACAGUAGAAAAGAGACAGGGAAUUCAGCUGCUUAUAUUGAGUAAAGAGGGAAAGAAAUUUUUCUGUUCAGGGACUGAAAGUGUUCUGUUCUGCAGAACAGACUGUACUGUCAAUAAAACAAAUGCAUAAUAAA